AUGACAGCAAAGACACUUCUUCAAAAAAUGUGCAAAAAUUCAGUUGGAUGGGAUGAAGAGAUUACAGGAAGUCAACUAAAGGACUGGAAAAAUUGGCUGACACAAGCAAAAGAACUUGAAAAUGUGACACUUAAAAGAUGCUACAAACCACAGGACUUCGGGAAGACGACAUGUCAGGAGUUGCACUGUUUUGCCGAUGCAAGUGAAGUUGGAAUUGGAGUUGUGAUAUAUCUACGACUCGUCAGUGAAACUGGAAAAAUUCACUGUUCCUUCGUUCUUGGGAAAUCGCGGGUGGCACCAUUAAAAACAGUGACAAUACCGAGACUUGAGUUGACGGCAUCAACCUUAGCAGUGAAAUUAUGCAAGAUAGUCACAAAACAGUUGGAUUACCAAAUUGAUCAAGUUUACUUCUGGACAGGUAGCAUGUCAGUUCUUCGUUAUAUAAAGAACACGAAAACUCGCUUUCACACAUUUGUCGCAAAUAGGCUUGCCAUUAUUCAUGCAGCAACUACAAUCAACCGGUGGCACUAUGUCACCUCGAAAUUAAAUCCAGCAGACUGUGCAUCAAGGGGAAUACUAGUAGUGAGUAGAUUUCUAGAUUCAGCAUCAUGGUUCAGCGGCCCUGAGUUUUUAUGGAAACCAGAUGUUUCAUGGCCAUCUACUGAAAUCGCUAGUGACUUGUUAGAAAUUGACAGUGCUGAAAUUAAGGAGAGUGUCAACACAGCAGUUGAGACAGAAACAGUGGAAGGAAUGGAAAGAUUACUCCAGCACUUCUCUUCAUGGAAGAAGCUGAAAACAGUGACUGGAUGGCUACUCUUAGCACGAGAAAACCUCAAAAUAAUAGCAGAGAGGAAAAGUGAACAGAGAUCAAGAAUGGUAUCAGAGGGAUUUACAGAAGAGAAUAUACAAGAAUUGGAAAUGAAGGAGAAGCAUGACAGAUUGAAAAAUGCUAAACAAACUGAAAGACCUUCAUUAAAUGCAGACAUUCUUGACAAAGCAGAAACAAACAUUUUGAAGUAUGUGCAGAUGAAGUAUUUUGCCCAAGAAUUUAAAGACUUGAAUUCAAGUGAAAAUGGAUUUGUGAAAAGGUCAUCAAAACUAGCCAAGUUAGACCCAAUUGUUCAUAAUGGAGUUCUACGUGUAGGCGGUAGACUUAAGAAACUAGAUACAACUCUAAACAGUAAACAUCAAAUAAUUAUUCCUAAAGAGUCUGUAUUAGCCAGAUUGAUAGCAGAGGAAGCACAUAAAUCUAUGCGUUAUAUGCAGAAAAUAUCAGGCACCUGCUUUGGACAAACAAAAAUGGCGGACCUUCCCAGCGAGAGACUAAAAGCUGAUGACCCCCCUUUUACUCGAGUGGGCAUGGAUUAUUUUGGUCCGUUUGAGCUUAAAAGAGGAAGAAGCAUAGUAAAACGAUACGGUGUCAUAUUUACUUGCCUAUCUUCUCGAGCUGUACAUUUAGAGGUUGCCUUUUUCCUUGGAUAUCCGACUCCUGUAUUGACGCCAUUCGAAGGCUUAUUGCACGACGAGGAAAACCAACUUACCACUGCUGAUAAUGGAACAAAUCUCGUAGCAGAACGUGAGCUAAGAACAGCACUGAAUUCCUGGAAUACGAACAGAAUGGACCUGCAAUUUCAGUCAGGAAUUGAAUGGAGCUUUAAUCCACCAGCUGCGUCUCACUUCGGAGGAGUAUGGGAACGCCUCAUUAGGAUAAGACAGAAGUGGCUGAAGCAGGAAAGAAACUUACAAGAAGGUGAUUUAGUUCUCAUCGUGGAAAACACUCCAAGAAACACAUGGAAUCUCGGCAGAGUGCUAGAAGUGAUAAAGGACAAGUAUGAUGUUGUGCGCGUUGCAAGGAUAAAGACAGUGUCUUCCAUUCUCACGCGACCAGUCACAAAGCUUUGUCUUCUUUUGGAAACAGAUUGUGAAAAAGAGAAAACAAAUCAGUGA
This is a messenger RNA of Saccostrea cuccullata (small rock oyster), 1947 nucleotides long. RefSeq lists its product as uncharacterized. Lineage: Eukaryota; Metazoa; Mollusca; Bivalvia; Ostreida; Ostreidae. The record is from RefSeq and is a predicted model, not a curated record. Bases 1 to 1947 code for a protein of 648 amino acids. The transcript is spliced from 3 exons. Gene Ontology annotation, molecular function: nucleic acid binding.